ACUGCACGGACAGCUUUCUCGGUAUCCAUCCAUCCUUCUUUUGAGCUAUAUAGGAUGCAGCAGGAAUGAUCCCGGUCCAGCGCGUUAAAGCUCAGCCUCAGCUGUGGCACGUGAGCGCCGAAGCUCCUCCGUGGCUCUGGAUGGUCCCGAACACCUCCGGACUGUGUAGGGUGGGUUCUGUUCCUCCCGUGCUCAUCUCCUCUCGCCCUCCUCCGGUGAUUCAGACGGUCUCGGGAUGGCAGAUGUCCUGCGAUCCGUUUGUGCCUGUGAUGCGCGCUGCCGCCGCGGAACCCGCGACCAUCAGUCAGUUCAGUCUGCCCAGUGUUCAGUGGGAGAUCCCGUCCAGGCCUCAUGUGUUGGGUUUCCAACCUUCUGCAAGUGUGGAUCUACUUCCAGUGUUUCCUCAUGUAUACCGGACGGUCCUGCCUCCACAUUACGGCAAGCGCUGGGUGGAAAAACGUGUGCCUGACUACAAGGCCACAGUCACACUUCCUUACCGCAGGGAGAAGGAAGUUCUCGACGUCUGCAAACACAUCCACACAGUUUCAUCCCUCAGGGCCAACUCCACCAAACUCCACCUUCUGAAGGUUCACAUCUCUGUUCGGCGGAGAUAUAAGGAGCUGGUAGAGCUUGCUGUAAGCAACACCAAGGUCAUGGGUUUGAUUCCCAGUUGUCCCGUGGCCAUUAAGCGAGUAGGAAGUUCUAAACGGUUCGCUCUGGCAGCAGCAGCCAUGAUGGCGAUGGAUUCUGACGUGGCACAGGGACCAUCUGUCUCUUCUGCUCAGCCUCUCCACCUGCUCUCGCUCUCACCCAUCAAGAUUCCCUUUCUGACGGCACCUCACGCAGGAACACGGAGCAGCUGGGAAGGCUUGCUGGGACCCAUCUUGCCCUCUCGGAUCACCGCAGUAACAUCACUCACUGCUCCUGGAGUGACCCUACUUACUGGAAACUGGAAAAAGCAAAAAGCAACAAAUAAGAUUUUGGAAUUGAAGAAGCCAUCCUGCACAGACGCCUUAGUGCUCCACCGUGAUCCAAACCCAGAGGCUAAAGCUGAGGAUGGGCCUUUUAUAGUCAGUAUGGACGAGGACAGCUCGCUCCAAGACAAGCGGCCAGUUGCAUCUACGCCUAUACCUGGAUCACCAUGGUGUGUAGUGUGGACAGGCGAUGACAGGGGGUUUUUCUUCAAUCCCACCAUGCAUCUGUCAGUAUGGGAGAAACCAGUGGAUCUGAAAGACCGCGGAGACCUCAAUCGAAUCAUCGAGGACCCGCCACAUAAACGCAAGAAAGACUCUUUAGACGAUGGCUCUAAUGUUGAUGCUGAUGGUGACGAUGAAGAGGAACAUAGUUCAAAGACCAAGCGCUACAAACUGGACCAUCCUGUUGAGUGUGAAGAAAAAAACGGAUCAUCUCUUCGGAUGGUUUUACCGCUGGAGCUCCGGAUCGGCCACUUCAGAGACAUGCUUCUGGAAAGAGGGGUGUCUGCGUUCUCCACCUGGGAGAAAGAACUGCACAAAAUUGUAUUUGAUCCACGGUACCUGCUGCUAAGUCCGGAGGAACGAAAGCAGAUUUAUGAUCAGUUUGUCAAAGCAAGAAUGAACGAGGAGCACAAAGAGAAAAAGUGCAAACUCCAGCAAGCGAAAGAAGAGUACAGAAAACUGCUAGAGGAAUCAAAAAUCACAUCCAGGUCGACGUUCAAAGAAUUUUCAGAAAAGUACGGAAAAGAUCCGCGAUUCAAGGAGGUUCUGAAGAGGAAAGACCAGGAGUUAUUUUUCACCCAGUUCAUCAGCACGUUAAAGAAGCGGGACAAGGAGAACAGAAUUCGUCUGAGGAAGAUGAGAUGAGUGUUUGCGGACAGGGCCGCGAACUAUUCACAGUACUGUCAACUGAUUUCCUGUGACUGUUUAUCACAGUGUAUACCGUGAUACCAUCUGCCCAUAUGUCUGACCAAACCACAAGGGCAGUUUGCUUUUCAAUGACUGACUUGCGAACAAACCGAACAAAGGCAGAACCAGCUGAGUCUAAGCAGCAGUUUGGGAAUGAACUCUGUAUAUCUGAAUCUGUUUCAUACUGAAGCUCUUAAUCUCCGGUUUGAGUAUCACGAGGUUCCUAAAUCGCAACGCUGAAAACAAAUACAGAGUUUGACUCGCUGGAAGUAUCUAAAGCCAUUGACCUGUGCACACAGGCGGAAAAUGAUUUUUAUAUUAAUUGUACAUAAGUGUUGACUUACCUGGCACUGUGCUAAAAGUGACCGUAGAAGUGAAACCUUUUUGUUAGACUGUGACAUAUUCUCCACA
This is a messenger RNA of Sinocyclocheilus rhinocerous, 2294 nucleotides long. RefSeq names its product transcription elongation regulator 1-like protein. The record is from RefSeq and is a predicted model, not a curated record. Gene Ontology annotation, molecular function: transcription coregulator activity; RNA polymerase binding. Gene Ontology annotation, cellular component: nucleus. NCBI's taxonomy places the organism in Eukaryota, Metazoa, Chordata, Actinopteri, Cypriniformes, Cyprinidae. Bases 66 to 1841 code for a protein of 591 amino acids. The transcript is spliced from 16 exons.